Messenger RNA from Hymenoscyphus albidus, 2440 nucleotides. The record is from the annotation of a GenBank genome assembly. Lineage: Eukaryota; Fungi; Ascomycota; Leotiomycetes; Helotiales; Helotiaceae.
AUGCAUCUCUUUUGCGUUGCUGGCAGUCUUGCAGGUCUGCUAUCUGCAAUUCAUGCUUCUCCGUCGAAACAAUCCGAUCACAUUCGGUUUCAUCUUCCAAAAAGAGCAGUCAAGCUUGACUCCCUGCACAAUAUCCAUAUUGAGUAUCUCACCUCGGACUUUCAGGGUGAUCUUCAAAUGCACUAUGGAGAUUGUAAAUCUACCGAUGUUGAUAGCAUUGCCAAUUUCGUCGGACGCACAGAAAUUCGCCCUGAGUCACGACCUGAGCGUUUCGUUUGGAUUGUUCCUGCAAAUGCUAUGGAUGGUGGGUGUCUUCAUGCAAUUUCUGGCCGGGAAUUAGUGGGGAAAUCGGACCCAAUCACCAUACAGAAAGCUUCCUUCAAAAAACGUGAAUCAAUAGCGAAUGUAGCUGAUACUUCUGGCCCUUGGUCUGUAAAUCAUUCCACAGCUGAAUCUGAGCCUCUUUCUGAUCUCUCACAGGUUUGAGGGGGUUGCUUACAUGAAAUCAAAAACCAACGAUGACGCAUUUGUUGCGGCGGAAAAAAACAAGAGUAAGUCUUCUACUAUUAAGUCAACCUCAAGUUGGAGCUGAGAUCUUCCUGCAGCAAUUGCAAUUAUCGGCGGUGGGAUGGCUGGUUUAAUGACUAGUCUUCUUUUGCAAUCCGUGGGAAUUGAGAACUGGGAAAUCAUGGAGUCAAGCCAACGUGUCGGAGGGUAAGCUUACUUUUCCACUUGGUCUUGAUGAAAUGGAUUGCUGAUGUCUUCAGACGCAUCCGCACAAAAUAUCUUAAUGGUACUAAACCGGCGGAUUACCAAUAUCAGGAGAUGGGACCAAUGAGAUGUGCGUAAUUUUCAGGAAGCCAAAAUGGUGCGUUACUAAUUGUUUAAAAGUCCCUGUCAGCGUCACUUACCCGGAAACAAAUGAUACAUUAGAGAUUCGAGACCAUCAAAUGGUCUUUCAACUAGGCGAGAAGCUUAAUGAGUUGAAUGGAAACGACUCUGAGCUAGCUGUAAACUUUAUUCCCUGGCUGCAACACUCAAAAAAGUACUUAAAGUCUCACUUUCCAGGAAUCUUUGGGCUAACAGAGAGUUCAGCCUUCCAACAGAUUCGCAUGGUGGCCGUCUCCCAGAUGGAACCAUUCCAAGUUCAGAGCAAAUCGCAGCUAACUCCACCUUACGAGGUAAAUCACAAACUUCAGCAAACGCAACUGAAGAAGCAAUUGCUUCCGCUUCCCUGAAAGGAUUUCGAGGCAUGGAUGUAGAGUAUUUGAGAGCAAUGGGUUUGAACAUAUAUAAAGCACACAAAAAGGCGGAAGAGAAGGGCUUAUUUGAUUUCUCAAUGGCCGGUUAUCUCCGCUAUGUGCAACAGUAAGUCCCUCUUAGGCCUUUAUGGACAUAUCUGAUCUUAACCAAGUAUCUCUCUCAAUGUCACAGACUUCUUGUCAAAUGCUGAUCCAACACACCUGUGGGAUUAUGACACUCUCUACUUUUCUGCGUGAGUAAUAUCACUUAAAUUUAAUGCAAUAUUCUAACAUGUAACAGUACUACGUGGAAAACUAUUGACAAGGGUCUCGAGUCACUCCCAAAGGCUUUUAUGCCCCUUAUCCAAAACAGAACAACAUUCGGACGGUUUGUUUCCGGCCUUGAGUUCAAAAAAGAUUCACGGAAAAUUGCCGUUAAUUGGCGAGAUGCGAACCAUGAAUUGGAUAUGAUACCAGAGAGCAAAGACUUCGAUUACGCCAUAGUUGCAGCCCCGUUCUCCAAAGUCAGAACCUGGAAGUUGCCUCGUAAGUUCAGUGCAUCCUAAAAGUUUUGACAAAACUAAUUGUUAUCAGCAUACUCUUCGCUUCUGUCUCGUGCGAUCUCAAGAAUGAAGUAUCAGUCGUCAUGCAAAAUAGCACUGCAUUACAAGACUCGCUUCUGGGAGCACCUCGCCAAUCCUAUUUUCGGUGGUUGUGGUUCAACAGACAUCGCUGGACAAGGUUCAGUCUGUUAUCCAUCUUACAAAAUCAACUCAACCGGCCCAGGCGUGAUACUGGGCUCAUAUGCCUCAGGAACAAUCUGCGAUUCUGUUGAAACUCUCAGCACUACUAACCACGUCGCCUUAAUCCAAAGAGCUAUGGUCGAAAUUCACGGUCCAAUCGCCGCCGAACAAUGGACCGGGAAUUUCGAGCGCCAACUCUGGGGUAAAGACGAGCAUCAAGCUGGGGCUUGGGCCAGUCCAAUUGUUGGCCAGCAAGACCUGUAUUUACCAGCAUAUUAUCAGACAGAAUUCAACACUAUAUUCAUUGGGGAGCACACAAGUUAUACUCACGCCUGGGUCUUUUCUGCUUUGGAUAGUGCCGUUCGAGGUACUACACAGCUCUUGCUAGACAUUGGGUUGGUCGAUGAAGCGAAGGAGGUUGUGGAGACUUGGAUGGGGAGAUGGAUUACUUUAUGA